AUGGACUCUACAAACUCGAGCGGCAACGCAAUCAAUCAGCGACCAUCUCCCUACCAGGCCAAACCCAUCCCACAGCCACGCCAACACGAUCACUUGGUCUAUGUAGGCCGGACGCACGAAGGCCAAACGAACCUCUACAUCAACGUCGGCGAAGAUCUCAAGCGCCCCUUCUUCUGUAAUUCGUUCUAUCCAAAUCAUGUUACCGGCGUAGUACGAUAUCAGAUAGGCGCAACCCCGCCCCCCCACAAGGUAGAGGACCUUGGCUGGUUCUCAGACCCAACCGCCUUCACGCCCAUCUGCACAGGUCAGCCAGUCCAGCCAGCACCUCCAAAUCAACCAAACCAAGCCGAGACCUUCAAUGCAUGGAAAUUAGCCCUGCUUCGCGACCUGGCGCAAAACUAUGGCCAUCUCUGGACUCGCAACGACGUUUGGCUGGUGUUCGGUUCUGCAACUCCAACGGACAAUGAGGCUAUCGGGGACACCAGGGAGUGGAAAGAGGACUGGAUCCAAGACCUCUUGGAUCUGGAGAAGAGGUAG
This is a messenger RNA of Trematosphaeria pertusa, 537 nucleotides long. RefSeq lists its product as uncharacterized. The record is from RefSeq and is a predicted model, not a curated record. Bases 1 to 537 code for a protein of 178 amino acids. NCBI's taxonomy places the organism in Eukaryota, Fungi, Ascomycota, Dothideomycetes, Pleosporales, Trematosphaeriaceae. The transcript has 2 exons.